UGGGGGGCCGGAACCGCUUCUCAGAAUGGGAUAAAAUGAUUUCCGUGAUUCCUGAGAACCCUCAUAUUUUCGUAGGCUUAAAAAAAAAAAAUCUAACCAGAGCGUUUUUUCUUCGCGAAUUUCUUAAUCCUGAAACCUAAGCAGAAAAUAAAAGGCUUACCCGGCUGAAUUUCCGGAGGACCGAGAUUGCAACGAACAACCAGGAAGCGGCUGGGCUAGGAGCUGUCUCCGGUUCUCUGCUUCUCUUGAGGGCUUUUCAGGGGUCUCUACGCCUCCGUCUCCCGUUCCGCGUGGUUCCUGCCUGGAACUCGGAUUCGGCCCGGACUGUCACUCCGGAGCCGCCAUGUCGUCCGAUUUCGAAGGCUAUGAGCAGGACUUCGCGGUGCUUACUGCAGAGAUCACUAACAAGAUUGCGAGGGUACCCCGACUCCCACCUGAUGAAAAGAAACAGAUGGUUGCAAAUGUGGAGAAACAGCUUGAAGAAGCAAAAGAAUUGCUGGAACAGAUGGACUUGGAAGUCCGAGAUAUACCACCCCAAAGUCGAGGAAUGUAUAGCAACAGAAUGAGAAGCUAUAAGCAAGAAAUGGGAAAACUUGAAACAGAUUUUAAAAGGUCACGGAUCGCCUACAGUGACGAAGUACGGAAUGAGCUCCUAGGGGAUGAUGGGAAUUCCUCAGAGAACCAGAGGGCACAUCUGCUCGAUAACACAGAGAGGCUGGAAAGGUCAUCUCGGAGACUAGAGGCUGGAUACCAAAUAGCAGUAGAAACCGAGCAAAUUGGCCAGGAGAUGUUGGAAAACCUCAGUCAUGACAGAGAAAAGAUACAGCGAGCACGUGAAAGACUUCGGGAAACAGAUGCUAACUUGGGGAAGAGCUCCAGGAUUCUGACAGGGAUGUUGCGAAGAAUCAUCCAGAACCGUAUUCUGCUCAUCAUCCUGGCAAUCAUCGUGGUCAUCACCAUCCUGAUGGCGAUUAUUCUUUAUGUCAAAAGACACUGAUGUAUCUGCUGUCCCUUGAUAAACAGCAACAACGGCUUGUUCUGAGUAAUUAAGACAGAAUGGUCACAUGAAUCAUUCUUUUGCACUGACAGGCCCUGUGACCCCUCCCUCCCUCACCACUGUGUGUGCAGCCGAAGCACAAAGAGUGUAAAACUAUUUUCUAUCCCUGUUUGCAUGUGGGUUGAUUUCCUCUUCCAGGCUUGUCUUCACCCAGAUUUGCUCUUCGUAGGGGAAGGUGAAUGUUUAUUUGCCUGUUGGUCAUUUCAUCGACUGACCAAAAGAGCCCCUGUGACAUUCUUCCUUGCCCUGUGGGCGUGUCAGGGUCACGGUCUGGGAGAGGGCGCUAUGAAUCAGUCCUGGAGCUUCCGAUGGGUGUGCUCCGUGGCUGGCUGUUUGUCACACACCGCUUGUCACCGACUUGCCCUUCUGUAAUGUCCAAGGAUGCAAGUGCAGAGAAAACCAGGGUCUGGAGCCAGUGAACUGCUCCAGCAGAUGGGCCAGCUUCCUACCCAAGCAUAAUGAAGAGCCCGCCUGCCUGAGUGGUUUCAUUGUAAAGGUGGGUAUUUAAUGUCAGAUGUGCAGGAAAUUUCCCUAUUUUUCUAUUGCCUCAUAUUUUUAUUUUUUACCCAAGAAUGUCUUUGCUGAGUCCACCUGAUGUCCACUUUUCACAACUUUGAUUACCAGCUACAAGAACUAUUCCCUUUCAUUCCAAAAAUUCCAUACUCCCUAGAGUUUGCUGGCAAAGUGAGCCUUGGCACGGUAUUUAAUUGUGACCUCGUCUUCCCUGACCUGUGUAAGCAUCUCUGUAUCCUUCAGGUUUUAAUAUUUGCACUGCCAAAAGCAGCCCUCAUACAUGCAAAAGGUCUGACAAGGGUCUCUCCACAUCCAUUCCAGUAUGUAAAGAGAACAUGAAUAUUUCAGUAAGAGCAAGAACAUGACUCUGUCAGUGUGAAAUUUCAAAUGUGAUUAUAAAUAUAGUAAAGUCCUAUAGGAUGAUCCACUAGAAAUAAACUUCACAGAACAUGUUCACUAACCUCCUUUCAAAGAUUAAGGGAUUGCUGAGUGUUCCAAAAAAAAAAAGGAUGGCUUGGUUUUCGUUUUUGUUUUUUUUUAAACUGACAAAUAUUAGCAAAGCCUUCCUGAAUUUAAUGUGUAUUCAAACUUCUAACAUGCGCUGUGAUUUUCUUUCAUUUCUCUUUGUCUGUGAGUAACAGGAAUUGCGUUCAAAAUGAGUUCGCUUGUAAUCAUGCUUAAAGUUGCCCAAGAUGAGGUCAUUUUUCCCCUACUUGUAAAGCAAAAAGUGUUUUUCUUAAGACUUCUUAGGCAGUUCCAGGGUCCAUGAUGUCUUUCGAGUCUAAUUGGAAGCUUUGGAUGCUUGAAAAGCAAACCUAUCCUCUUCAUACAAAAUGCUAACCACCUGUGCCCACGGACCACGGUUGCCCGGAUGCAGCGCUUGAUGUUUCUCCCAGCUCAGAAGAGAACCAUUAUGGCUUAGCGAGGAAAUGCAGAAUGCCAAAAGCCACCAGAGAAAUGGAACUUACCGAAGCAGGCCAGGGCCUGCAUGUGUUCCAAUAAAUCAUUUAGUAUUGUGUAAAUAAAGCUGCAGUCUGACUUCGGAGGACAGUGUGGGAUUUUGGCAGAGGGAAGUAGGACAACAGAGGAGUGGGAGGCUGGGCUAAUUUUCCUAUCGGCUGAAGGGAUCCAUCUCUGCAAGAAUCUUUUAUUCUGAUACUGGAAUUCUAUACUGCCAAAAACAUUGAUGAAAUCAUUGGAGUAAAAAAAAACCUCCUCCUCAUUCUGAAACACUAAUCUUUGUGAAGAAUUAUACCCACUCCUCUGAUGGCGUCCUUCGAAACUGUUGAUCUUAGCUAACGUGUAUAACUAGUUAUCGAGCCACUCCUGGCGCCUCCAUGCCUUCUACCACUCAGCAGACUCUUCCUAAGGCCACCCAGCAAGCAAGGUUGACCCCCUAAUCUAAACUUGCUGGCUCCUAAACAUUUAACUCAAACUUUGGCUCAUGUUGAAGUAGAUAAAAUGAGAGAGAGAAAUGCAGUGCUCACCUCUCAGUGGCUUUUUUUUCCCUCCCAGUUCUAUCUCUUUAUCAGCUCUUGCCUGUGAUUUUGCCCCAAUUUAACUUCUGCCCAAGGACACCUUGGGAGUGGAAAGAAGAUGAACAGGUAACCCUUGGCCUAACAGCUCCAUCAAACCCACCUGCAGAGGGACCAUCUCAUAGACCAGGGUAGUAAGUGCUUUGUGAGGAAGUGAGUCAGAAGGUCCCCUAAACAUCUCCCCUGACCCUCCUGGAUGCUGGAGGAGAGACGCAAAGGAACCCCAAGGAAGACAAAGUACUCUUUCUCCUUCCCUGCCCCACUGGGGAAUAAGAAAGUCCACAAAUUCGAAGCAGGUCUUAGAUCUGUGAAAGGUUCUAGAUACUUAAUAGGUAGACGUCAAUAGAUGAAUGUUUCUAAAGUUGGGAGCCUUUGUUAAAAAUGAAGUUUUAUGGAGGUAGGGAGGAUGAAGAUGAAGAUGAGGAGGAGGAGAAGAAAACUCUUGCCAUGUAAAACUCACGCCGCCACCUAAGCAGUUUCCCUGGCAGAGUGAAUAAAGCAGAUGCUACCCUGCUUCAGAAUCGAAAGCAAUUUAAUUAAAGUCUCUUAAGUUGUAAAGAGUUUUAAAUGCUCCACGUUGAAGGCGAAGGCCUACAAAUGCAGUGAGAUUGACGUCAGCCACUAGGCCUGGGCUGGGAGGCCAUUUGCUAUUCUGUUUAAGGCAGGCUGGAUUGAAGAAAUCUUAUUUUGGAACCAGCUUGGUGGGGGGUUUGCUUUGCUACUGCUUCUGAGCCCUGAGCUUCAAAGGCUGAAAUUAAUGGUGAACAAAAUUGUGCGGCUCUGGCCGUCCCAUGCGGGGCAAGCCCAUUGAGGGUUAUCAUUAAGUAAAGAAAUAAAGAGGGGGGAAAAAGCCUGCCUGUUCCAAAAACCUCAUCAGAUAAUGACCUCAGUGAUUGGGUUUUCCUUACCAAACAGCAUCCAGAGAUUAUCUGCCCUGUAGAAGGAGGGAGGGGGAAAGAAAGGCAAAGAAAAGCAACUGUCUUUCUCUCCAUCUCUCUCUUUUUUUUUGCACAUCUUUUCUUUAAAACUGUCAGAUCAUUUCAGUAUUUCAAAUCCGAGGAAAACAGCCUGCCUGCUGCUGUAUUUGAAGUUGUAAUGGUGUCAAAAAGUCACGACUGACUGACAGCCGUCAGUCCCAGAGGAGCUCAUUAAAUCAUAAAAACUUGACAAGGAAAUAAUUGCGCAUCGCCAGCAACUUGGCGCCUGUUUAGACGUUUUUAUUUUCUUUCAUUAUUAGUCCCCACCAUUACGUUCAUUAACAAAUUGCAUUAAACAACUGUUAAGGGCUAAUGAUUUGUUUAUCGCUUUUUUUAUUAUUAUUAUUUAAACAUUAGCUGUGUCAUGUGGUACCCCAGCAGCCUCUUGCCAUCAUCUGACUGAAUAUUUUUCCACUCCGAGCUCUGGGUACUGUUGGAAUAUGAAAUAGAUUAUUCAUUACUCUCCUCUUUGCCACUGAUUUGGUUUCAUGUAGCGUCUUCCACAGAGAAAGAUGAAAACUUGUCAAAAAUAGGUUAUAUCUUAUUCGAAGGGGCAACAAUAGCAGCAGGUAGAGGCACACUUUAAUAUUUAAUUAAGGUUGAUGUUAACCCCUUUAAAUGACUUUAGCUGUAAGUUAUAUUCAAAUGCAGAAGAGAAAAAUAAUUGUUCUUAAUUUGCAAGCUAUUCAGCAGGCAUUCUUCAUGGAGUUAGCUGGAAAUUUAGAGCAGAAUUUUUAAAUAAUGAAAUUUCCCAGCAUAAAUAUUUAUAGCAGUUUGUCGACAUAGUUGAGAAUUAACUACUUUUGCCCACAUCCAAGCAAUGAUUUCCUCAUCACUUUGGUUUGAACUGCUAGCCUAGCAGGACACUCGGUGCUUGGAAGUGGAGGUAGCUUUCCUGGGAGGACGAGGCCAGAGCCAAGGACUGUUGGUUGGUUGUGGCUGGGGCUGGUUUCAAAGGAAUCACUGUGAGUCCCCAAUCCUGGCUCACUUGCCUCUCCCCCUUUGCCUGAGUGUGUGGUUGGAGGACUGUGGUCUGGAGGGAGAGUAAGUAGGGACAACUUAAAGGAAGACUCUUGUGGGUCCAGUUGGCUUGUGCAUGGGGGUGUGAGGGAGGGCAUCUGGGGGCCUCUGUGCAGUCAGUUGAAGCUGAUUGCACACAGUUAACAGGCAACAGCAGCGGCACUUUGCGGGCCUUGACCUUCCACCUGCUUUCGUCUCUGUGAUUUGCCAUUGGUGAAUUGAUCUGCUUUUCUGCGGGCUGUGCACUUGAGGGGCCUGAAAGGAAACAGCUCCAUCAUAUCAUCCUAGACCAGAAGUCGAAGGAGUUCUCCAUGCCUUAACUGCUGGCUGCAGCUGGUUGCCCAGUCCGAUUCUAUGAAUUUACUGAACGAUGGAAAUCACCCUCAGAGGCCUGCUUCAUUGGCAUUUCAGGGCUUGGGCAUUCUGUUCACUGCCAGGGAACCGGAAAUACCUUUCUCCCAGUCUCUUUCUACUCCCACCCUUGCAUCCCCAGAGGGACCAGACCUCUUACGCAGUGACACUAUGGGCGUGAAGGGAAAAGAUGGUACAUGCCCUGUGCUCAAUGCAGCAUCUUUCAGCACCACCCACCCAAGGACAGAUGGUCCUACAGGAGUGGUGGCAUGGGAGAGGCCAGCCCAUAGCUAUGAGCCAGGUACAGCCUGGUCUCGAGCCUCGCUCUGUGCCCUCAUUGACCACUGUCAGUGAUAAUGGAGAUGGCAGAUGCUCCUGGAUCUGGAGGGUCUCAAGUCUUCAUUUCAACCCACUCCAGACCAGUCACAUGACUACCUACCACCCUUGGAAUGCUCCCACAGCUCAGCAGAAGAUGUGCUCAGAGUCCCCAGUCCAAUUCCCAGAGACCUAGGUUAAGGGUGCUGCCUCACCCUAUGCUAAACUAAACCUAAACUAGACCCCAGGAAACUUCUCUGGUUUACAUGAUGUCAUGGAUUGAAUUGUGUCCCCCAAAAAUA
Molecule: messenger RNA, 6070 nt
Organism: Trichechus manatus latirostris (Florida manatee)
Lineage: Eukaryota; Metazoa; Chordata; Mammalia; Sirenia; Trichechidae
Gene: VTI1A
Product: vesicle transport through interaction with t-SNAREs 1A
Exons: 8
Coding region: 344-997 (217 amino acids)
Biological process (GO): intra-Golgi vesicle-mediated transport; Golgi to vacuole transport; intracellular protein transport
Cellular component (GO): ER to Golgi transport vesicle membrane; late endosome membrane; SNARE complex
Molecular function (GO): SNARE binding; SNAP receptor activity
Source: RefSeq, a predicted model, not a curated record